ACUUAGCCUUAAACUGAGUUCCCCUCCAGCCCCGAGCCAGGAGCAGCUCUCUGUACCGGGAGAGGCACAGAGCACUCGAGCUAUUUCAGCCACAUGAAAAGCAUCAGAAUUGAGAUCGCAGCUCAGAGGACACCGGGCGUCCCUUCCACCCUCCAAGGAGCUUUGUAUUCUUGCACCUGGCUGCCUGGGACUUUCCUCAGGCAGUAAACAAAUACAGAAAGCAGGACUAAGACUGCCUGAAUAUGUCGAAACAGCCAGUUUCCAAUGUCAGAGCCAUCCAGGCAAAUAUCAAUAUUCCAAUGGGAGCCUUUCGGCCAGGAGCUGGGCAACCCCCCAGAAGAAAAGAAUGUACUCCUGAAACCGAGGAGGGAGCUCCUCCCACCUCAGAUGAGGAGAAGAAGCCAAUUCCGGGAGCUAAGAAACUUCCAGGACCUGCGGUCAACCUAUCGGAGAUCCAGAAUAUUAAAAGUGAACUGAAAUAUGUCCCCAAAGCUGAACAGUAG
Marmota flaviventris (yellow-bellied marmot) is the source of this 503-nucleotide messenger RNA. It is a transcript of the gene Smpx, whose product is annotated as small muscle protein X-linked. Gene Ontology annotation, cellular component: muscle tendon junction; costamere; M band. Lineage: Eukaryota; Metazoa; Chordata; Mammalia; Rodentia; Sciuridae. The record is from RefSeq and is a predicted model, not a curated record.